This is a messenger RNA of Pieris macdunnoughi, 1623 nucleotides long. NCBI's taxonomy places the organism in Eukaryota, Metazoa, Arthropoda, Insecta, Lepidoptera, Pieridae. The record is from the annotation of a GenBank genome assembly.
AUGAUGAUGGUGCGGUGGAAUAUGCGUUUGGGCCUAGCUGCACUCUGUGGUGGAGCACUACUGGUCAUGCUGUAUUGGAGUCGCUGCACAGAUAUAACACUGAGACCUAGUUCAAUACUAAACGAGGAGCAGACCAAGCAUAAUAAGGUGGACAUUGAGUGCCUGAUCAAUGGGGAAUACUCGGUGGUGUGUCGUCGUGAUCAUGACGAGGUCUAUCUCCCUUUCUCAUUUAUACACAAGUAUUUUGAGGUUUACGGCAAAAUAACGCCAGCGGACGGUAUAUACGAUCCCCGCGGCACAUUCGCGACCUUCGAGAACUAUAACGUAGAAGUGCGGGACCGGGUCAAAUGCAUCAGCGGCAUAGAGGGAGUGCCCGUGUCCACUCAAUGGGAGCCCAAAGGUUUCUUCUACCCGACUCAGAUAGCCCAGUACGGUCUCGCACACUAUAGUAAGAAUCUCACGGAGCCCGAGCCGAGGGUCAAGAUAAUCGACGAUGGAGACAAAAACUUGGGGAAUUGGAUCGUUAGCACAGAUGCGACUGUAUCCCGCGAAUUCGACACGGAAUUGAAAUCGAAUAUUUUGAGGUUUACGACGUCUGACCAGGCGUCGAGUCAAGUGUGGUGUAAGGUUAACAUCAGUCAGGACUUUGUGCUAAGUCUGGAUUUGCGCUUGAAACCUAAUUCCUCCUUGACAGUUGUUUUGCAGAAUAAAGAUAAGAAAGAAACCGUCUACUUGCAUUACGUCACCAGUCUCCAGCUUAUUUAUGCAUUGGAUGACCACAUAUAUUACGGUAUCGGUGUAGAACACAAGUGGCGGCGACUCACCCGCGAUCUAGUCACGGACAUGCAGAAAGGCUGGGCGCUCCUUGAUAAGGCGAAGAGGAAAUCUCCUAGAAAUAAAUUUAAGAUAUCCAGUAUAAUUCUGAUGGGCGAGGGCAGUGCGGCCAACAUUCGUGUAUCGACAAGUGAGCACAUGGCGCAUUUCUUUGCGGCCGCCCGUUGGCUCGUGAGUACGCAGCGAGCGCGCGGCGGAUGGCCCGUACGAGCCAGGAGACGUGUGGCAUCGCGUGUGCCAGAUCUCAGAGCUGGAUGGCACUCGGCAAUGAGCCAAGGACACGGCAUCUCGGUGCUGGCCCGAGCCUUCCAUCGCAGCAAAGACGUGUCGUAUCUACGAGCCGCCCAACGCGCCCUGCACCUCUUGGACGUGCCCAGCUCGGCUGGCGGAGUCAAAGCCAUGUGGAUGGACAAAUAUGUUUGGUACGAGGAAUACCCGACGAAGCCACCCCUGUUCGUGCUGAACGGCUUCAUCUACACCCUCCUCGGGCUCUACGACUUGCACGUGAUCGAAGGAGACAACUCCAUCUCACUCGCCAAGAAGAUGUUCGACGACGGUAUGCUUUCCCUCAAAACCCUGCUACCCAUCUUCGACACGGGCAGCGGGAGCUUCUACGAUUUGCGCCAUUUCACUUUAGGCGUGAGUCCCAACAUCGCCAGGUGGGACUAUCACGCGACUCACGUCAACCAGUUGUAUCUUCUGGCAGGAUUGGACCCAGAUCCGAUUUUGAUAAACACGGCGAAACGCUGGGAAGGAUAUAUGCAAGGAAAACGGGCUGCACAUAAUUGA